AUGGAUAUAUUAACAGGGCCGACAUCUGUACGAGUACGACGUUGCAUAAAACCAUCGUUGCUAUUGCGCACAUCUGUACGACUUGAAGAUCUGGAAAAAAAAUUAAGAAACCAUCCUGACCUACAACGUUACUUGGAAGAGAAGCUAUCGGAAAAUGCAGCAGAAUAUGAAAUCACAACAGUUCUUCAAUCUAUUGAUCCUCAAUUAAGUGAGACAGCAGCUACUUCUUCACAGAUGUGUACCACUCGUGCUGAAAUGACAACAGAAAAAUCAACUACUGUUCUUCAAUCUAUCGAUCCUCAAUUAAGUGAGACAACGGCUACUUCUCCACAGAUGUGGACCACUCAUGCCGAAAUUACAACAGAAAAAUCAACUCUCGACGACAUCAAGACAUGGAAUAAAUCAAGCAACAAUUAUUAUUACAAACUAUUUUGCAAUCCAGUCAACUACACAACUGCUAAAGCAAAAUGUAAAGAGUUAGGAGCUGAUCUGGCAUCAGUGGGCUUAAGGAAUGCUACCGUCCGCAGCGAAAUACUCAAAAUUGUAAAGUCAGGAGGAAAAGAUAUGCCUACUUGGGUUGGUCUGGAUGACAUUAAACAAGAAGGAAAAUUUGUUUGGGCUGAUGACAUUAUUUCAACAAGAGAGAAUACCGAUUGGAAUGCUAAACAACCGGACAACUACGGAAGGGGCGAAGAUUGUGGAGAGUUCAAUUUUAACCAAAAUUGGAAGUUAAAUGACGCUCCAUGCUCAGAACUUCAAUAUUAUAUUUGCGAAAAAUGGGAUCAGUGA
Molecule: messenger RNA, 789 nt
Organism: Styela clava
Lineage: Eukaryota; Metazoa; Chordata; Ascidiacea; Stolidobranchia; Styelidae
Source: RefSeq, a predicted model, not a curated record